CACCAAGAACCCUUCGCGCUGCCUCGUUGGAAACCACGUGAAGCUAUUUUGUUUGGAAGAGAAAAACCGAUCAAUACAACAGCCCCGAAGAAGUUUUAUUGUACAGUACUGAUAUUCACGUCUCAGGAACAUCAUCUAGAAAUACACAGGGAAUUCGUAACCGGUUAG
Loa loa (African eye worm) is the source of this 168-nucleotide messenger RNA. RefSeq lists its product as hypothetical. The record is from RefSeq and is a predicted model, not a curated record. NCBI's taxonomy places the organism in Eukaryota, Metazoa, Nematoda, Chromadorea, Rhabditida, Onchocercidae. The annotation marks the transcript as partial. The transcript has a single exon.